Zychaea mexicana is the source of this 1437-nucleotide messenger RNA. RefSeq lists its product as uncharacterized. Gene Ontology annotation, molecular function: DNA-binding transcription activator activity, RNA polymerase II-specific; transcription cis-regulatory region binding. The coding region runs from base 1 to 1437 and encodes 478 amino acids. The transcript is spliced from 4 exons. Gene Ontology annotation, cellular component: RNA polymerase II transcription regulator complex. The record is from RefSeq and is a predicted model, not a curated record. NCBI's taxonomy places the organism in Eukaryota, Fungi, Mucoromycota, Mucoromycetes, Mucorales, Lichtheimiaceae.
AUGGCCGAUCUUCGUCACUCGUCCAUAGCGGGUGUCUCUGUUAACCAUACGCCGUCUUGGAUGCAUAGUAUGGCUCCAGGUGGUGGAGAUGGACCUGAGCCCGUUGAUAACAACAAUAGCAAGACCACCCGCAUUGUUAUCCCGUCUAAACGAGCUGCCCAGAACCGGGCAGCCCAGCGUGCCUUUCGACAGCGGCGGGACCGCUAUGUCAAGGAUUUGGAAAAAAAGUCCAAGGAAAUGGAAGCUUGGCCAGAGGAGAUGGAACAACUGCGAUCCGAGAACAAUCAGCUGCGGAAUACGGUCGCCGCACUAGAGCGACGGAUUGCCGAGUUGACGGGGCAGACACCCGUGUCAAGUAGUGCUAGCAGCACAGCAAGUAGCAGUACUGGCAGCGCCACUGCUCUUACUUCUGCUUCUUCUAAUAAUCCUCAACCUAUGGUGACCUCACCACCUUCUCAACAUCAUCAUCAUCAUCGUCACCAUCAAGUAUCAUCUCCGCCAACAUCCCCACAACAUUCACCGCAACCCUCUGGAGGGAAACCAAUCAGUUCUACUACCACCACUACUUCGUCUACCAGCCGGCUGCAGGCAGCAACUCCUACUACUACCACUGUUACAACUCCUACAUCAUCAUCAUCUCCUCCAUCGUCAACGAGCCCGUUACUGCCGGUUCCAUUACGGGCUCCGCAUCAACAAAGCUUCACUACACCUUCGCAUACUUCUCUGACCACUACUACCUCUGCCGUUUAUCAAGAUGAUUCACACGCAAAUCGUGACACAAGUCCACAACAGCUGGCUGUUGUUGAAUCCCAUGUUACGCCCACCAAUGACCAGCAGCAGCAACAGCAACAGCAGGCAUCUGUGCAACCUCCCCACCAACAGCAUCAUCACCACCAUAAUCACGCUCAGCAAGGAUCACCAUCGCCACAAUCACCGCCAGGUGCAAUAGUAACAGAGCAACAACAUCAUGAACAAGGAGGAAUGAUGCCACCUCCACCGUUACCACCACCAACACCACAUCAUCAUCAUCAUCAUCAUUAUCAACAACAACUACCACAACCGCCGCCAGGACAACAAACCGAGCAAGAUCUUUGGGCGUUCGAUAACUUUGAUCUGGAAUUUGCGUUCGAUUCCUUCUAUCAAGACGACUUCAUUGCACCGCCGAUGCGAAAUACUGCUGUGAAUGGCAGUGCCAACAGCGGCCAGGUCCUGGAUGAUCUGUUUGAAAUGUUACAAACCCGUCAACGGCCUCAGAUACCCAUGCAACCUACUACUACAUCUACUACUGGUGCUACUAUUGAUAUGGCCAUGCAGAGCAAUGCCAUGAUGAUGUCUCCUCCUCCUCCAGGUGCAACAGAUCAACAACAACAACAACAACCAGCUUUUCCAAUUGUACGAGUACCGCCUCCGCAACAUCAUCAUCAACGCCAUCAGUAG